AUGGCCUUCAACUUCAACUGGUCUCCAUUGUCUACCGACGCCGGCUUCCUGCCACGCGCGCAAGAACUCCUCACCAAUGCUCUCAAUCGAGCCGACCCUAAGCCUGCGAUUAUUGUCGACGAUAUAAUUGUUAAUGAGCUCAAUCUGGGAGAUGUUCCCCCUGAGCUGGAGAUAUUGGAGAUUGGAGAUCUGGCAGAGGAUAGAUUUCGCGGGACUUUCAAGAUGAUGUACAAAGGCAACGCAUAUCUUACACUGAAGACAAAAGUUCAAGCAAACCCGUUGAAUACAUACCUCAGCACUCGCUCGGCGUUUGCUACACCACGACCUUUGGCUGCUGACACAGGCCUGACGAUACCGCUCCAGAUCACCUUGUCCGAGUUCCGCUUGUCCGGAUUCAUUAUUCUGGUCUUCUCGAGACAAAAAGGCUUGACACUGGUUUUUCGCAACGACCCUCUGGAGUCUCUACGUGUAUCCUCGACUUUUGACGCAAUACCUUUUGUUGCAAACUUUCUUCAGAAGGAGAUUGAAACCCAGCUGCGUGGACUUUUGAUGGACGAGCUACCCGCAAUUAUCCAUCGACUCUCCUUGCAGCUGUUAGUUCCAGAGGACAAAGCACGAGAAGAACGUCAGCUCGGGAGUACGCAGCUAUCAAGGGAUGAAGUUGUGGUUGACCCGUUGGCUAGUCCACCGCAAGACCCAGUCGACUCUACGGGCGCAGUGUUGACCCCAGCAGAAGUCGCGUCUUUAUCAUUGGAUUCAUCCGUCGAGACACAGUCUCUAUUCUCACGAAAGAAUCUCCUACGACUUGCCACCUUGACCGAUUCUCACCGCACAUUGUCUCUGUUUACCCCUCCUAUUCGAGAUGCUGUCUUCCGAGCCUGGACGGGUCCUUUGGAAAGAGGAGAGAUGCCAGGAAUUCUUACCAGGACAACAUCUCCAGUCCUGUCUCGCAGCCACUCGUAUGCUGGAAGUCUGAGCACGUCGACAGCAUAUACCUUGGACAGUGCUUUCUCUCGGCCGACCCUGUCGAGCUUCCCCUCAAGUCAUGGAUUCAGUACAAGUGGUGGAAGACACGGGCAAGCACACAGAGCGCGUAGGAGGAAGAAGCGUGUUGUUGACCUACGCCCACAUCCGGAAACUGGGGAACCUGAAUUGGUCGUCGAAGAUGGUUCGACAGCUGAUUCCACCAGCGUGUCGGAAAGCGCAUCAACCGCGCCUUCUGUCUUCUCAGCGCCUGCUGCCACCAUGUCUUCUGAUCCGACUCAAAGCCUGAAUCCUGUCACGCCGCCAAGAAGCCCCAUCGCUAUCAAGCGCACGGCAAACUUUCAGGGAGGGAUGCGAAGUGUCAGCGAAGGUAUUCCACCACAGGAGGCCAUGGAUGAGAUCGAAGAACCAUCACCAGACAUCCAUCAGACCCCACGAGCCAAGGAUCCCAACGCGACCGUGCGUAUUGGAAAUCGAAGAACACUUCCUUCUUACGAUAACGACGAGACACCUCGGGCUUCGAUGUAUCUACUUGAUCAGAAGGAACCGCCCCUUCCUCGACAACCGGCCGAGCCCAAGGUUGUUGUGGGUGAAAAAUCCGAGCCCCGCCCCAUCGCAGGCCCCUCGCGGCCUGCUCUCCCAAAUUUUCUUCAAUUUGUCGCAGACGCAUCCAACGCGGGCAGUAUUGCCGAACGCGCCUGGAUGUUGAAAAUGGCCAAUGAGAUGGCACACCGGUAUGAAGAGGAAAGGCUUAAAGGCAGCUUUGGACCUUUGCCUCGCGAGGAAGAGACGAUUCCUCCUCCAGCCUAUGCGCGAUGA
Molecule: messenger RNA, 1803 nt
Organism: Fonsecaea pedrosoi CBS 271.37
Lineage: Eukaryota; Fungi; Ascomycota; Eurotiomycetes; Chaetothyriales; Herpotrichiellaceae
Exons: 1
Coding region: 1-1803 (600 amino acids)
Biological process (GO): phospholipid transport; mitochondrion organization
Cellular component (GO): ERMES complex
Molecular function (GO): lipid binding
Source: RefSeq, a predicted model, not a curated record